Molecule: messenger RNA, 954 nt
Organism: Purpureocillium lilacinum
Lineage: Eukaryota; Fungi; Ascomycota; Sordariomycetes; Hypocreales; Ophiocordycipitaceae
Biological process (GO): carbohydrate metabolic process
Cellular component (GO): cytoplasm
Molecular function (GO): carbohydrate binding; glucose-6-phosphate 1-epimerase activity
Source: RefSeq, a predicted model, not a curated record
AUGGUGGACAGACCGAACAAGCCGUCAGCGCUUGCCGCGACGCCGGGCCUUCCGCCCCAGGCCCAGGUCAACAUCUCCCACGGCAACUCGCGCGUCACGGCCACGCUGCCCACCGGCGAGAGCGUCGAGGUGCUGCUUUUUGGCGCUACCGUACUGAGCUGGAAGGAUGCCUCGGGCGAUGAGAAGCUGUGGCUCAGCGAGAACACCAAGCUUGAUGGCACCAAGGGCGUCCGAGGAGGCAUCCCCCUCGUCUUCCCGGCUUUCGGCCCGCCGGACCCAAACCACGCCGCGACGUCCAAGCUGCCACAGCACGGCUUCGCCCGCACCGCUCGGUGGGAGUUCCUCGGCAAGUCCACGAGCGAAGGCUCCUCGAGCUCCAGCGUCAAGCUCGACUUUGGCCUCUCGCCUGAGAACCUCGACGACGCGACGCGCAAGCUGUGGCCGUACCAGUUCGGCCUGCUGUACAGCGUUACGCUCGACCGCGAGAGCCUCAACACGACGCUCGUCAUCAGCAACGACGGCGACGAGCCGUUCGAGAUUCAGACCCUGCUCCACACGUACUUUAGGAUCAAUGACAUAAACUCGGUCGAGGUCACCGGCCUCGAAAACUCGCCGUACACGGACAAGGUCGAUGGCGCCAAGGCCAAGACGGAGGGCUCCUCGGCCGUCACGUUCUCGGGCGAGACGGACCGCGUGUACACGCCCGCCAAGGGCCCCAAGCACCCCGUCGUCAUCUCGGACGGCGGGCGGCCGCGGUUCCGCAUCGUCCGCGACAACCUCGACCAGGUGGUCGUCUGGAACCCCUGGACCGACAAGGCCGCUGGCAUGGGUGACUUUACGCCCAAGGAUGGGUUCCGCAACAUGGUGUGCGUCGAGGCCGGCAGCGUCCAGGGGUGGCAGAAGCUGGACAAGGGCGAUGCUUUUGAGGGCGCGCAGACCAUCUUCCUUUCUUAG